GACGAAGACAUUAUCACAAAAACUGCAAGGCAUCCGUGUUCAUAGGAAACGAAGAGUAAUUUAUAUGUGGUCUACGAAAAUUUCCAGUUCAAAAGUUAUUUACACAUCGACCAGAUAUAUUGGCGGCAUAAGCAUUGCUUGCCACAAACGAUGGCUUACACUCGGUCGACCGAACUGUGCCAGAUUCAAUUCGAACUGGACACACUUGCUGAUAAGCUAGAGGAUGACUGGCGCACAUUAUUCUACCUAAUCCCUCGGCAGAUUGACGACAUCGAUCGACCACCGGGCAGCUAUGCGAUUAAGUAUAAUGGCACUCAAGAGCGGGAGUUGGAAGAUUACGGUGAACGACAAAACAUUUCCCGUGCUAGACAGUUGCUGGAAGAAUGGAGCACUUCCGGCCGUAAGGAAAACCGUCCCCGUCUUGGCCACUUGUUAACACUGUUGAUUAAGGGAAACUUGUUUAGAGCGGCGGAUUACAUAGCUAGGGAUAUGCUUAAAGACAACCUUCCAGAGCGGCCCAGUUGUGGCCCGGCUGCUCCGAUAGACAUCGAUCGGGAACUGGACUGUGAGCUGGAGAAAAUGCUAGAUGGGGUUACCUAUCCCGACUCUGCAGCCUUACACAAUGGAAUGCAAUCAUUGACUUUAGAGGAAAAUUUGGAUCGUCCGGAGCCGCCGAAACGAGAACAGGUCACGGUUUUGGGUGAACUGAUUGCCAGCGGUGUGUCGAACAGUGAGAACAAUGAGCAGUCGAAUACUGGUAGUGCGGUAAUGCCGAUGCUGAGCGCAUUAUUAGCGCCGGAUGCCGAGGCAGGCCCUUCGGGUGUUGCUCCGGUGUUUUCGAUUGUUGGUAACACUUUGUCAUCAACUUCGGACAGUAUGAGCGAUACUAGUAGCAGCGCUAGUACUAGUACUAGCGAGAGUCGUUCAGCUCAGAUGUCAACGACUUUAGGGACGAUUGCCGAGGAUGACGGAGUACCUAAUUUAUCGAUAUUCGGAGCGACUUCGUUACACAGUAAUUUAUCAAACGGAGGGGACAACCCCGUUCCUCGAUUUUCAGCCAUCUUCACUAGCACUCAGCAACAAUCAUCGGUAAGCGGCUCUCCUCAGUUGCCUCGGUUUUCCAUUAUUGGUUUGUCACAGGAGGAAAGAGGCGAUAUUUCGACGGUCAACAAUUCAAAUCUAAUUCAAUUUUCGUCCGUAAACUGCCCGAUUUCUUCGAUAGCUAACUUUCCGUACAGUUUGCUCAAGACAGCCACCGCAAAUUUUGAUAAACGUCCGUUUUCGAAGGAUAAACUCGAAGUGGCAGAGGGACGAUUGCUUGGCACCGGUGGUUUCGGUGAAGUUUUUCUUGGUAUUAACUUAUCUGCAGAUAUUGCCCUGGCUGCAGUCAAACGGCUCUUUCCAUCUAAUUAUAAGUAUCGGGAAAAAUACGAUAGAGAACGGGAGAUUCUCACUAAAUAUAGCCAUCCAAACAUUGUCCGUCUGUUUGGUUACUCGGAAGACAACGAAUUGUGUUUAGUUUACGAGUUUCUUGCGGAUGGGAACUUGGAAAGCGCUUUGGAGCGUUCCCGCCGGCGGCAAUCGCUGCUGACUGCCUCUAGUCGUAUCGACUAUCUGCUCGGGAUUGCUUCUGCCAUCGAAUAUCUGCACAGUCCACAAGUUCAGGUAAUCCACCGCGAUAUUACAUUAGCCAAUGUGCUGCUGGACGGUGCAUCGGUUGCCAAACUGUGUGAUUUUGGUUUGGUCAAACGCAUAGAUAGCAUGACGGCAACCAGUGUGAUGGGAACGGGACCGUAUCUCGCACCAGAAUCGCUGCGCGGCACCGUAACACCCGCGAUGGAUAUUUACUCUUUCGGAGUUGUCCUGGCUGCGGUUGGCACCGGCAAGGAAAUAUUGGUGUCGGUUCCAGGCGGAGAAGAUCUGCUGGAACUGGUUACCAGUGAAGUAACUGAUCCGCAGGCUUUAGUGGAUCGCGCGGUGCGACCGGAGGAGGUGGAUAGCUGGCUAGAGCUUGGUCGAUGUAUCCUUGAUUUGGCCAAACGCUGUCUACGGGAGCGAUUACAACGACCAACCGCACGGGCAGUUAGGGAGCGAAUCGGUGAAAUAGCGGUAGAAAGGCCGGAACACUUCAGUCACAAUUAUUCGACAAACCAGUAAUCGAAUUAGUUAGCUAGAGUAAGAGACCCCAGUUGCCUUAUUUUGGUAAACGUUUAGUGCAAUGUAAAAAUUUUAAAUGCUUAGAUUAAAGACG
Sabethes cyaneus is the source of this 2251-nucleotide messenger RNA. RefSeq names its product interleukin-1 receptor-associated kinase 4-like. NCBI's taxonomy places the organism in Eukaryota, Metazoa, Arthropoda, Insecta, Diptera, Culicidae. The coding region runs from base 151 to 2157 and encodes 668 amino acids. The transcript is spliced from 3 exons. The record is from RefSeq and is a predicted model, not a curated record. Gene Ontology annotation, molecular function: protein kinase activity; ATP binding. Gene Ontology annotation, cellular component: plasma membrane. Gene Ontology annotation, biological process: protein phosphorylation.